CAUUGUCAAAUACGCAUGUCCUAACCUCAAAAGUAAACAAAAUCUCGUGGAUGUGUGGAUAUUUAUUAUUGCAUUGCAAAGAGUGCAGACAAAAAAUAUUUUUACUUAAUAAAGUGACUUAAAAUUAUAUUAAUAUUUAUUGACACUAGUUUAUUAAGUACUUACAAUGGGUAAACGUAAAGGAAAAUGUGUGAAGAAGAAUCCAUCCUCCAAAGAGUCUUUAGAGCCAGAGCAUUUGGUGAAGGCUCCUCACUCCUUCGUAAUUCAUCGAGGACAGUGCAGCAAGGACCUCAUAGACCUCAUGAAGGAUUUCCGAAAGCUUAUGGAACCGUUUACAGCGUCACAAUUAAAGGAACGGAAAAAGAACACAAUAAAGGAUUUUGUGUCAGUGUCCGGGUACCUGCAUGUCUCUCACAUGAUGGUGUUCACAGAGACGGACGUCGGCUCGUACAUGCGGAUGGCAAGGCUGCCUCGUGGACCUACACUCACAUUCCGCAUACAUAGCUACACUCUAGCGCGCGACGUGAUAUCAUCAAUGCGCAAGCAGUACGUGAUGAUGCGCGCCUUCCAACACGCCCCACUCAUCGUGCUGAACAGCUUCUCCGGAGAGGGCAUGCACAUGAAACUCAUGGCCACCAUGUUCCAGAACAUAUUCCCCACCAUUAAUAUUACCACAGUAAAACUAAAGAACAUUCGGCGCUGCGUACUAAUGAACUACAAUCCUUCUACACAACUUGUUGAAAUGCGACACUACGCCAUCCGAGCUACUCCUGUCGGACUCAAUAAAGGAACUAAAAAGAUGGUGCAAGGCAAAAUCCCCAACUUAAAUCGCUGUAAGGAUAUGUCUGAAUUUUUCGACAAAGCUGGUAUGUUAUCAGAAAGUGAAUUCGAGGACGAUCCAAACUCGCAGGUGGUACUCCCACAGAGCUUGGCGUCGCGAGGUGCCGCUGCCGAGUCCAAGUCGGCCAUCAGACUGUUCGAACUAGGUCCUAGGAUAUCUUUCCAACUUGUCAAGGUAGAAGAUGGUUUAAUGGAUGGUGAGGUACUAUACCAUAACCUUAUAGAGAAGACAGAAGAAGAGAAGGCGUUGAUCAAAAAGAAGAGAGAAGAAAAGAGACGACUGAAAGAGAAACGAAAGGCACAACAAGAGGAGAACGUCAAGCGGAAAGAGCAAGAGAAGGAAUCUCUCAAACAGAAGGCACUGGAGGGCAUGAAGAAGAAGAAAGAGAUGACUGAAAGUCAGAGGAUGAUGGAACUAGCGAACGCGGAGUCCCAGCACGCUGACAUGGAGCAGGACGAUGAGGACGAUGACGCAGACUACUACAGGCAGGAGGUCGGCGAGGAACCAGAGAAAGACCUCUUCACACGUGAUCCAAGUAAAAAACGGAAAGGCGACGAAGAUGGACCUCGAGGAUUCAAAAAGAUGAGAUUAGAUAAUAAAAUAAAGAAGAAAUUCCAUAAAAGUCAAGAAAUAAACAAUCCGCACAAGCAAGAUGGUAAGAGGCCAUUCAAGGGUAACCAGAAAGACGGCAGGAACUUCCAGGGCAAUAAAGGUGGUGGCAAAAGGUUCCAGCAGGAUGGACCAGGCGGUAGGAAGUUCCAACAGGAUAGGCCGGGCGGCAGGAAAUUCCAAAACGAUAAAAAAGGAGGUAGAAAGUUCCAAAGAGAUGGAAACGACGGACAAAAACCUUUUAACAAACAGAAAAAAGUAUUUGGAGGCAAAGUUAAUAAGUCUGGAAAAGGUAAAGGAGGCUUCAGUAAAGGCAAAGGAAAGAAGGGAAGGAAAUAACUACAUCUAACCAACUAGGUUUAAGUAUUGUGUAUUUAAAUAAAUGUACAAAAUAUUGUUUGUAAAAA
Molecule: messenger RNA, 1857 nt
Organism: Spodoptera frugiperda (fall armyworm)
Lineage: Eukaryota; Metazoa; Arthropoda; Insecta; Lepidoptera; Noctuidae
Gene: ppan
Product: protein Peter pan
Exons: 10
Coding region: 167-1789 (540 amino acids)
Biological process (GO): ribosomal large subunit assembly; rRNA processing
Cellular component (GO): preribosome, large subunit precursor
Molecular function (GO): rRNA binding
Source: RefSeq, a predicted model, not a curated record